CUCCUUUUCUGAUUUUUUUUUUUGCUCCCGGUUCUGUCACUGUCCCUCUCUCCGCCUUCUGUUCGCACCCCUGCUCCCCUCCCCGUUUUCUUCCCACCUCUUGCUUCUACUCCUCCCCUUUUGCCCUGCCUACCUCUAUGCAGCUCUGUGUGAUCCGGAGCCCCGGGGGUCUGCGCCCAGCCCAAACUUAGUCGCCCACUCGGCCCGGGCCGGGUGCCCGGGACCCGGAGCCGCCAGCCCUGGGAGCAAUGGAGCAGACCUACGGGGAGGUGAACCAGCUGGGCGGCGUGUUCGUCAACGGCCGGCCGCUGCCCAACGCCAUCCGGCUCCGCAUCGUGGAGCUGGCCCAGCUCGGGAUCCGGCCCUGCGACAUCAGCCGCCAGCUGCGGGUGUCCCACGGUUGCGUGAGCAAGAUCCUGGCGCGCUACAACGAGACGGGCUCCAUCCUGCCGGGGGCCAUCGGCGGCAGCAAACCCCGCGUCACCACCCCCACCGUGGUCAAGCACAUCCGGGACUACAAGCAGGGGGACCCGGGCAUCUUCGCCUGGGAGAUCCGGGACCGGCUGCUGGCCGACGGCGUCUGCGACAAGUACAAUGUCCCCUCGGUCAGCUCCAUCAGCCGGAUUCUGAGGAAUAAAAUCGGGAACCUCUCCCAGCCGCACCCCUACGAGGCCAACAAGCAGCCACCUCCGCAGCCGACGCUGCCCUACAACCACAUCUAUCAGUAUCCCUACCCCGCCCCGAUGUCCCCCGCGGGGGCCAAGGUGGGCUCCCACCCCGGAGUGUCCGUCUCCGCCGGACACGUCAGUCUCCCCAGGUCCUGGCCCUCCGCGCACUCGGUCAGCAACAUCCUCGGAAUCCGAACUUUUAUGGAGCAGACAGGGGCGCUGGCCGGAGCCGAGAGCUCGGCGUAUCCCCCCAAGGUGGAGGACUGGGCCAGCGUCAACCGACCGGGCUUCCCGGCUCCGCAGAGCGUGAACGGGAUCGACAAAGCGGCCAUGGAAGGGGACAUUAAAUACCCGCAGCCCCCACCGGGCCUCUCCACCGUGGGCAGCUUCCUCCCGGCCUGCGCCUACCCCUCUUCCAACCAGCACGGCGUGUACGGCGGGCCCGGCGGGGGGUUUUUGCCCCCCGGGCAUCCAUGGCAGGCUCCGAGCAGCCCCCUGGCCCACCACGGGCCCAGCGGGACCGUGCACGGGGGUGACAUCGCCACGGCCAUGGCCUUCAAGCAUCCCGGCCGGGAAGGGGCCGACCGAAAGCCGCCCAGCCCAGUGGGCAAAGCCCAAGACCCUCUAGGGACCAUACACGGACUGUCCAUCCCGGCUUCCUCCUCCUAGGGCGCGGCUGCCCGUCGGGAGUGCACGGCGAAGAUCCCAAGGGGCGCGGUAGGGCGAUGGAGUUGACCCGGACGCUUGGCCCUCGGAGGCCGGCCCAACCCCCCGGACCGGCGAAGACCCCUCUGGGGAGACGAAGCUGCAGCUGGGACCUGCCCUCCGGCUCGACCCCACGGUGACCCAGGAGAUUCCGGAUCCCCGCCGAGGGCCCUGGCGGAAAGCGGGACAGGGUGGGGGACGGGAAGAGGGAUAGAGAUAGGGGUUAACCAAUAUCUUAAAACAAACCAAACCAAAACAAACCUGGGCAGAGGCUGCUGAGUCCUGGGAUUGAGCUAAUGCGAGGCCCAGGAAAUACAGCCCUAGCGUUCUCCCCGUUUGAUUGCACACCGGCCCCAGCCCAGGUCCCCUUUCCCUUCCCGGCUUUUCUGCUUUCCUCCCCCUAGGAUCCCCUGAGAGGUUCCUGCUCUCCCUAGUCCGUUUCUCCCACAUCCAGCCCUGGCUUCCCGUCCGAGCCCCGCAGCCCAAUUCCUCCCCUGCCUUUACUCCUCCCGACGCCCGGGCCUCCCGCCCCGGGAACGCCGCCUCUCCGAGAUGGAAAUGGACAAUAAGCCACAGCCAUUUUAUUUUAUAUUUUUAUAAUAACACGAUGAAUAAAACCCGAGUCAAUCUGG
Molecule: messenger RNA, 2005 nt
Organism: Ornithorhynchus anatinus (platypus)
Lineage: Eukaryota; Metazoa; Chordata; Mammalia; Monotremata; Ornithorhynchidae
Gene: PAX1
Product: paired box 1
Exons: 5
Coding region: 249-1337 (362 amino acids)
Biological process (GO): anatomical structure development; regulation of transcription by RNA polymerase II
Molecular function (GO): DNA-binding transcription factor activity, RNA polymerase II-specific; RNA polymerase II cis-regulatory region sequence-specific DNA binding
Source: RefSeq, a predicted model, not a curated record